AUGGGUUCCAAGCUUCUCAUCUUGAUGGGUCUUGUAGUGGCUGUUGUUCUCACUCGUCUCGUCGGAGCUAAGGACCCCAAUGAGACGAGCACCUUCAAUGAUGCAAAAUAUUCGGGCAGCGGAUACGGUGGAUACCCCGGCGGUGGAUACGGAGGAUACUCGGGCGGGGGAAGCUAUCUAGGCCGAGGCGGUCAUGGCGGUUAUCCAGGACGUGGUGGCUAUGGAGGAGGAGGGUACUGCCUCUUCGGUUGCUGUGGCUGGGGAUACCACGGACGAUGCUGGUGCUGUUCCUAUGCUGGUGAAGCAGUUGACAAGAUGUCCGAAGCCAAGCCUCAGAACUAA
Molecule: messenger RNA, 342 nt
Organism: Syzygium oleosum
Lineage: Eukaryota; Viridiplantae; Streptophyta; Magnoliopsida; Myrtales; Myrtaceae
Product: glycine-rich cell wall structural protein-like
Exons: 2
Coding region: 1-342 (113 amino acids)
Source: RefSeq, a predicted model, not a curated record